AUGGCGGAAAACCUCCAGAUGCCUGCUAUUUCCAACCCAGACGAGAAUGCAGGGCCGAGGAUCUUGGGGGCCGUCGCGACAGUGACAGCCUUGGCCUUUAUUAUCGUCAUCAAGCGGUUUUAUGUGCGAAUUGUUAUGAUCCAUAACCUUGGUUGGGAUGACGCACUCAUGGCCCUUACGAUGAUCACCUCUCUAGUUGGCUUCGGGUUUGUUGUUGCUCAGGUUCGCCAUGGCGCUGGUCAACAUAGAGGAGAGUUGAAUGACGCAACGUACUCGCGGGGGAUGAAGCUCAAUUUCAUCGCUCAACCUAUAUAUUUGUUUGCCAUUUGCUUCGUGAAAUUGUCUGUUGGGGCGUCGUUGCUCCGGAUAGCCACUACCAAGUUCUACCGUUACCUUAUCCUUUUUAUCAUGGGAUUCAUGCUAUUCUAUACUAUUGGCUGCUUUUUUACCAUUAUCUUCCAGUGUACCGAUAUUCGCGUGAUAUGGGACCCGACCGUUCCCUCUGUCUGUUGGGAUACGAGGACGCUACAAGCACUGAGUUAUCUCAACGUCUCAUUGAAUGCCACCACCGACCUCCUUUUCGCCAUCAUCAUCCCUACGCCGAUGCUAUGGAAGCUUAACGUACACCGCCGUACACGGAUCACACUGAUAGGAAUCCUUGGCUUGGGUGUCUUUGCCUGUGCCGCUGCCUUUGUCAAGGUUGGAUACCUAAUCAACUACGGAAGAAAUGGAGAUUUUCUUUGGGAUUCUCGGGAUAUCACGAUCUGGACAGCAACAGAGCUGAAUAUCGGAAUCAUCGCCGGCUCUCUCCCCUGUCUACGUCCUCUCUUCAGACAGUUCUUAGGUAGCACAUACGGCAAGCGCUCACUCAAGAGUGCGACUACAGCAACCACCCCCGCACACGGAACGAUAAAGGGAAGCAAAUGGAAGUCCUUGGGGAGCAGGGUGCAGGGCAAGGACGACCUACGGCACCAGACAAGCAGCCAAGAAGCUAUCAAUACCACGUUUACCCCGGAGGAGUUCGAGCUUCAUGAACGU
Messenger RNA from Clonostachys solani, 1038 nucleotides. NCBI's taxonomy places the organism in Eukaryota, Fungi, Ascomycota, Sordariomycetes, Hypocreales, Bionectriaceae. The record is from the annotation of a GenBank genome assembly.